CAGACAUCCUUGUAAGAUUUUAUUAAUAAUAUCUGAACAAUCAGGAAAAGCCGGGAUGGCAGGUGAUUCUAAAGCUACUGAUCUGGAAUCCAAGUUUUCCGAGCCCCAGGACGAAGAACCAGAGGAAUCAUAUAGCUAUAAUGGAACUUCUGAUUCUGAUGGCUCAGAGGCUUCCAGGUCGUCGUCCCCGGGUAUAGACGAUGGGGCGUUAUCAGGAGAUGACCUUAAUCCAUUGAGAAAAGCGGCGAGCUUUAUCAAGUCAGGAAAUGCCAAGGAUGUUAUUUUCCUUCUAGGAGCUGGUAUCUCCACCUCUGCUGGUAUCCCUGAUUUCCGUUCCCCUUCGACCGGUCUCUAUCAUAACCUGCAAGCAUUGGAGCUACCAUUCCCAGAAGCGGUAUUCGAGCUGGGAUUUUUCCAGAGGAGGCCUGAACCGUUUUGGACCCUGGCAAAAGAGAUAUAUCCCGGAAGACAUUUCCCUACACCUACACAUUACCUUCUUCAGCUGUUCAAUCGACACAACCUUCUAAAGCGUGUGUUCACCCAAAAUAUCGAUACGCUUGAAACCCUUGCCGGAUUGCCUCCUCAUCUCAUCGUUGAAGCCCACGGCUCUUUCGCCACUGCGCACUGCCUCAAAUGUCGACGAGAAGUCGAUAGAGAGGAGGUUCUUAAAGCCGGUGUUAGAAAAGGAGAGGUCGUCCGAUGUGAUGCGACUCUCAAGGCCAUGGGGAAAGGGAAGAAAUGCGGUGGUUUGGUGAAGCCUGAUAUCGUGUUCUUUGGGGAGGGUCUCCCAGAUCGGUUUUUCAAGCUUGUGCCAGAGCUGAGAAAAUGCGAUUUACUAAUUGUUAUUGGUACAUCACUCCAAGUUCAACCCUUCGCCUCUCUCGUCGACUACGUUCCUUCUACAUGCCCUCGUCUACUCAUCAACCGCGAAGCUGUCGGACCGUUUUCCGAUCUGGAGAGUACAUUCUCCUCCCUCCCUCCCAGUAUCUCAAAGCUCCUGAACGGUCCGAGCCCAUCGAGAGACAUGUUCUACGAAGGUGAUGCUGACCUUGGUGCCUGGAAGCUAGCGGAAGAACUGGGUUGGAAAGAUGAACUGGAGGAGAUGGUGAAAAAAGGAAGGGAAGAAUUGGAGAGGGAAUGGAGGAAGCAAGAAGGGGACGUGGCUGGGGAAGGGACGAAGGAGGCUGAGAAGACGGCGGAGAAGGUGGCAAAAGCUGUGACGAAAAAUAUUCAGGAAGGAGAGGGGCUUGAAGAAGAAGAGCUUGAAGAAGCUAUCAGAAAGGUACUCAAGCUUUAGAGAAAAGAAAGAAGCAGGUAAUGGGCGAAGGAAAACGACGCUUCGUGCCUUACUUCAAGUCGUUCAUCUGUGAGGAUUCACGUCAAAGCAACAAGAGCAACGCAGAUGUUGGACGACGUGGCAAAAUUAAAGCGAUUGUAGGCGAAGCACGAGCUGUAAUCAAGCUCAAAAUAUCAGGAAGCGGCAUGUUGACUUCGUUUUGUGUUGAGCAUGCCUUUUUUUCAAAACCUAUGAAGUAUUCCUCGAGAAGGACAAGUAUGGGUAAGCCUGGUCAACCUCAGCCGUCAAUUAUUGGCUCAGACGGGACUCCAAGUGAUUCAAUCAAUUGUACGGCUAUGCAAGCGAUUGAGAGAAUAAGUCCAUGGCGACAGAGAUAGUU
Cryptococcus deneoformans JEC21 is the source of this 1676-nucleotide messenger RNA. Its product is annotated as NAD-dependent histone deacetylase, putative. The record is from RefSeq and is a predicted model, not a curated record. Gene Ontology annotation, molecular function: NAD+ binding; histone deacetylase activity, NAD-dependent. The transcript is spliced from 6 exons. Bases 56 to 1297 code for a protein of 413 amino acids. NCBI's taxonomy places the organism in Eukaryota, Fungi, Basidiomycota, Tremellomycetes, Tremellales, Cryptococcaceae.